Molecule: messenger RNA, 1045 nt
Organism: Rhopalosiphum maidis (corn leaf aphid)
Lineage: Eukaryota; Metazoa; Arthropoda; Insecta; Hemiptera; Aphididae
Product: SAP30-binding protein
Exons: 3
Coding region: 188-949 (253 amino acids)
Biological process (GO): regulation of DNA-templated transcription
Cellular component (GO): nucleus
Source: RefSeq, a predicted model, not a curated record
UAUUAUUUAUUAUCUAUGCACUAUGUUUGUAUUUAAAAAUUGAAAUUGAAAGAUAUGAAAAUAGUGGUAGUCACCAUAAAAUAGAGAUCAGACUAUGAUAUACAUUAUAUACAACCUUUUAAAAUAACAAUACUUCACCCAAGUUCAAGAUAUUUCAGCUUUUAACAGUCAGAAUUACAUUAAAAAAAUGUCAGCUCUUGCAUCAUUAACUGCUAAUUAUACAGACUCUGAAGAUGAAGGUACUACACCCAGUCAACGUAGACAUGUUGAAGAAGUGUCUAUUUUGAAUGAACCACAGUCAGAACAUAUACCGAGUCCUCAAUUACAAAUACCGAAUUCAGCUCCAGCUGUGACUAACCCAGAAGAUGACAAAAAAACUAAUCUUGUGUCAUAUUUUGAAGAUCAUGAUAUUGUUAUGUCAGAUGAAGAAAUUGACCGACGUUCAGAUAUAGAUGACGAAGAAGAUAUUUUACCACCAGAACCACAUGGCAGAUGCUCUAAAGAAUUACAAGAUAAAAUUACGCGAUUGCAUGAAAAAAUGGAAAAAGAUGGCAUGGACAUGAAUUUUUUGAUCCAAAAAAGGAAAGAUUUUCGAAAUCCCAGCAUAUACGAAAAACUUUUACAAUUUUGUAAUAUUAAUGAAUUGGGAACAAAUUAUCCACCUCAUUUAUAUGAUCCUUUAAGAUGGGGCAAAGAAUCAUUUUAUGAAGAAUUGGGUCGCCUGCAGAAAGAAGAUAUGGAAAAGAGACAAAAAGAAAGAAAAGAAAAAACUAAAGUUGAAGUUGUGUCUGGUACGAAAAAGACUCCAUCAAUCAAUGUUUCAAGUUCCCAUAAACAAGAUGACAAGAAAAGUAAAUGGGAUCUUACCACAUCAGUAACAGGUACAAAGGGAACAAUUAUCUCAGCUUUUGGUUCUUUACCAAAAAAACAAAAAUUGGAUAUUCAUUAAUCAAUUUUAGUACUUACCUAAAAUAAAUAUAUACAAUUGUAAAUAAACUAUUUUCUGAAAAGUGUUUUAAUUUUUGAAUAAAAGACAUAAAAUUCA